This is a messenger RNA of Empidonax traillii (willow flycatcher), 1729 nucleotides long. Its product is annotated as sterol regulatory element-binding protein cleavage-activating protein-like. Gene Ontology annotation, molecular function: protein binding; sterol binding. Lineage: Eukaryota; Metazoa; Chordata; Aves; Passeriformes; Tyrannidae. The transcript has 3 exons. The record is from RefSeq and is a predicted model, not a curated record. Gene Ontology annotation, cellular component: Golgi membrane; endoplasmic reticulum membrane. Gene Ontology annotation, biological process: SREBP signaling pathway. The annotation marks the transcript as partial.
CACCAUCCCGAGGCCUCUGGAAUCUCUGCCAGGCUCUGGGUCUGCCGGGACAAGGAUCAGGUGGGAUCUGCUGGGUCGUGGGGAGCUCAGGUGGCACCACCUGCAGCAGCUGCCCCGGAGCUCUCACCUGCCUGUCCUGCCCCAGGUGUUCCGGCUGGAGGACUCGUGCUGCCUCUUCACCCUGCAGGGCCACUCAGGAGCCAUCACAGCCGUGUACAUGGACCAGACCAUGGUGCUGGCGAGUGGUGGCCAGGACGGGGCCAUCUGCCUGUGGGACGUGCUGACGGGCAGCCGGGUGAGCCACAUGUUCGCCCACCGCGGGGACGUCACCUCCCUGACCUGCACCACGUCCUGCGUCAUCAGCAGCGGCCUGGACGACGUCAUCAGCAUCUGGGACCGCAGCUCGGGCACCAAACUGUACUCCAUCCAGCAGGAGCUGGGCUGUGGCGCCAGCCUGGGCAUCAUCUCCGACAACGUGCUGGUGACGGGGGGCCAGGGCUGCGUGUCCUUCUGGGACAUCGGCUACGGGGACCUGCUGCAGACCGUGUACCUGGGCAAGAGCAACGAGGCGCAGCCGGCGCGGCAGAUCCUGGUGCUGGACAACGCCGCCAUCGUCUGCAACUUCGGCAGCGAGCUCAGCCUGCUCUACGUGCCCUCGGUGCUCGAGAAGUUGGACUGAGCAGGAGCAGGGCCAGGCGGGACCGAGGGGGGCUCGGCCCGAGGGGACGGGACAGCGGCUCCAUCGCUCCAGCUGUGCCUCAGGCACCUUCCCACCCCGGACACCCGGCAGGGCCCCACCAUCCUGCUCCUCUCCCUGUUCCAGCACCUUCCCUGUGGUCCCGGGGGCUCCCGGGCAGUGGGAUGGUGCAGAGGGACACAGGGGGGGCACGGGGCAGGAGGGGGGAGGCAGUGACAGAGGCUCCCAGCACUGACCUGCCCAGGGCACGGAACAGCCCCUGGAGAGCCCUGGGGGCAGCGGGGAGAGGGCCGGGACAAACCCCCCGGGUAUGGCUCGGCCCCCACGUGCCUUAGGGCGUGGCAGGGCCCCAAGCCCCGCCCUGGCCACAGCAGCCCCGCCCUAUUUAUUUAUAUGCUGUAAAUAGUUAGUUAUUAUUUAUUGGGGCAGGGGGGCGCGGGGGGCCAGCACCCCCCUCACCCUGGCACAGCCGCCCUGCCCGGCCCCUCCUGCGCCCCAUUUGCAGCAACAGCACCUUCCUCCUCCUCCUCCUCCUCCCACUGCGGGGCCAGAGGAGGCUUUUCUCAGGUUGGGAGGGCCGGGAGCCUCGCCCACCCUCCUGCAGGUGCUGGGGAGGGACCCCUGGGCAGGGGGGGCACCCGAGGGACCCCCGAGUGGGACCAACCACGGGCAGGCACCGCCCCGGGCACAGAGCUGCCCCCAGAGCCCCCCACCCACCACGGGCUGAGGGCUGCGCUCCCCUGCCCCACUGCACUACAGGCCCCGCCGCAGCCCCUCCCCAGGCCGGGGGUCCUCACCUGUCCUGCUGUGCCCCCCAACGCCGAUGACGCCUAUUCUUGACCCCCGGUGAUUGUAGAGGCGGUGCCGGCCCAGCCCCGGGGGCCCUGCAGCCCCGGCGGGCCCCCCAGGCCGGCCCCCGCGGGUGGCCUUCGCCCAGCUGUACCUUUGUGCUGUACAGGGGACGCUUUUUGUACCGACCGUGUUUUAUAACGUGUGCGAGAACGCCCAUUAAACGGAACUAACCCGAGCCUG